GGUUUUUGCACAACCGUUAACACUCCCAAGCACACAUUUUUCAUUCUUCCUCUAAUUGGCUACGGAAGAAACUUUCACAAUGGUUUACACACUCACCGUCCACCUAUACGCCAACGAGCACCCCGACUCCAUUGCACGCAUCAAGACCAAAUUGAUUGAGGCUGCACGAAUCUACAGGAAGGACAAAGAGACCAUUGAUUGGCUUGUUAUGCAAGACGUCCAUGAUCCGCGAGCCUUUACAAUUGUUGAGCGUUUCGAGAACGAGUCCAGUCAAAAAUACCACCUUGAAAACCCCUACUGGAAGACCUUCGAUCCAUACGUCGUUCCGCUGCUCGACAAGAAGAUGGAUCUUCGCAGACAUGAGGAGUUGGAUACGAGUAAAGACGUCGAGGUCCCCGUUUAAGAACAGGAAGGUUGACGACAAGACGUUUCAAAGUCAUGGGAAUUGACAGAUUAUUGAUGCUAUUUGGAUAAGGUCAGCUUAUAGUUAGGAGGCCUAGUGAUUUAAAUCGGAAUCCAUCCGUCUGCUGCUCUUUAGUUCCAAUGCGGGGUGUGAGGGAAGUCAACUGAAUUUUACGGAGACUUUGUUGAAACAAAAUUU
Messenger RNA from Hyaloscypha bicolor E, 601 nucleotides. RefSeq lists its product as uncharacterized. Bases 80 to 403 code for a protein of 107 amino acids. Lineage: Eukaryota; Fungi; Ascomycota; Leotiomycetes; Helotiales; Hyaloscyphaceae. The record is from RefSeq and is a predicted model, not a curated record. The transcript has 3 exons.